Messenger RNA from Spirometra erinaceieuropaei, 702 nucleotides. The record is from the annotation of a GenBank genome assembly. Lineage: Eukaryota; Metazoa; Platyhelminthes; Cestoda; Diphyllobothriidea; Diphyllobothriidae.
AUGGACGACAAGCGACUACCCAAACGACUCUUCUACGGAGACGUCGCGACGGGUUCUCGCCGUCAAGGAGGCCAGAUUCGCCGUUACAAGGAUACCCUGAAGUCCUCCCUGAAAUGCCUGCAAAUCAACCCCACCAACCGGGAGGAGCUCGCACUCGAUCGACCGACCUGGAGGAGGACAGUGAAGGCAGGCGCUGCGAUCUACGAGGCCAACCGUAUCGCUGCCGCCAAAGCGAAACGUGAAGCCCGCAAAUCAUAACUUCGUCCAGGAAGCAACGCCGCCGCACAACCGCUUCCAACGUGUCCUCCAUGUCAACGGACAUUCCGGGCUCGAAUCGGACUUGUUGGACAUCUUCGGAUUAACUGCGCCUCUCGAACGGUACCAACCAUCGUCCCCCCGCCUGUCUUUUCCUCCUCCUCUCCGCCGCCAACUAACCCUGACAAUUCUUCUGACCCACCACUUCCAUCCUCCUCCUCCUCCUCCUCGCCCACUGCUCCAACGGCGGCCGCUCAGGCGACUGUCCCGCGCACAGCAACCGACACUACCACCACCUCCCCCGACUCCAGGGAUGAGGAUCAGAACUACACCUGCCCUCACUGCGACCGCACCUUCACCUCACACAUCGGCCUGGUCGGUCACUUGCGAAUCCAUCGCACAGAGACUGGCGAACCAGUGCCUAGAGCACCAACUUAUAUCCACUAA